Stomoxys calcitrans (stable fly) is the source of this 8287-nucleotide messenger RNA. It is a transcript of the gene htk, whose product is annotated as serine-rich adhesin for platelets. Gene Ontology annotation, biological process: regulation of transcription by RNA polymerase II. The transcript is spliced from 5 exons. The coding region runs from base 410 to 8017 and encodes 2535 amino acids. Lineage: Eukaryota; Metazoa; Arthropoda; Insecta; Diptera; Muscidae. The record is from RefSeq and is a predicted model, not a curated record. Gene Ontology annotation, cellular component: nucleus. Gene Ontology annotation, molecular function: transcription cis-regulatory region binding.
UGUCAUCCAUUUCUGCUAAGAAGCUAAAAGUGAAAAUCUGGAGAUCUUGCGCCAAAAUUCAGAAAAUCUAAAGAACUUCACAAAUAUUUGCCUUUAUUUUUCUAAAACUGGAAGGGGACAACAGAAAAAUAGCUUGGAAGUUUGAGGUUUUAAGAAAAGUGAUAGAAUUAUAAAGAAAACUCGAGACAUUGUUGUGCGUGAAAUAGAUUGUGUGUGGUGUAUGUAUGUAUAUAAGCAGCGACGACGACGGCCGCGAUACACGGAAACGGAGGAAAAUCAUAUUGAUAGAAAUAAACUUUAAAUUUCACCAAGAAAAAAGUUACUUUUUUGGGGAAAUGUUCAAUAAUUUGUUGCAAAAGUGGCGUUUGUAAGCGAUAAUUUAAGUUUUGAACGUUAUUUUCUUCAGAAAAUGCAGCAAGUGGACGAUCCUCCCUAUUUACAAGUGGGCACGGAAGUAAGUGCCAAAUAUAAGGGCGCCUUUUGUGAGGCCAAAGUUAGCGAAGUUGUGCGCAACAUCAAAGUCAAAGUAGCCUACAAGCAGGGACUGGGCUCUGGUGUGGUUUCUGAUGAUGAUAUAAAGGCAGCCCCAGGCCAGCUCAGGGUGGGGGCUGUUGUUGAAGUCCGCCACCCAGAUCGCAAAGAUUAUGUUGAAGCAACUGUGACCAAAAUCCAGGAUUGCUCUCAGUAUACUGUGGUGUUCGAUGAUGGUGACAUAACAACCUUGAGGCGUACAGCAUUAUGUUUAAAAAGUGGUCGUCAUUUUAAUGAGAGCGAAACUUUGGAUCAGCUGCCACUUACACACCCUGAACAUUUUGGCAAUCCAGUAGUUGGAGGGCGCCGUGGUCGCAGGCGGGGACACAUGAACGAUGACAGUUCAGACGAAGACGACGAAAGCGAUGCUAAAGAGGUUGUCAAUGAAAAAGAAGAACAUAUCGGCAAAGUUGUCUGCGUCGAGACAGAGUCGAAGAAGAAGGAUAAGGAAAAAUGGUUUCCUGGUUUGGUGGUAGCACCUACAGCUCAAGCUACAGUGCGCAUCCGUGUUAAAGAUGAGUAUUUGGUGCGUUCUUUUAAAGACGGACGCUACUAUACAGUGCCUAAAAAAGAAGCCACCGGUUUUACUAGGGAAGCAGCAGCUAAGCAGGAUGGUCCUGCAGUUCAGGCCGCUUUGGAAUAUUUGGAUAGUGAUGUGUUACCACCACAUUGGGAGCGAGAUGCUCUUUUUGCUCUCAGUAAUUCUUCGAGUGACAAUGACGAUGAAAUCGAUUCAGAUUCUUCGGAUGACGAGCCCAGAGAAGAAAAAGACCGUUUUGUAGCCCAACUUUACAAAUAUAUGGAUGAUCGCGGCACUCCCCUUAAUAAAGUUCCAUCGAUACAGAAUAAAGAUGUAGAUUUGUAUCGACUCUUUCGUGCGGUACAAAAAAGAGGUGGUUAUAAUCGAGUAACUUCGCAAAAUCAAUGGAAAUCCAUAGCAUUACGUUUGGGCUUUGCACCCGUCACAGUCAGCAUUACUAAUUUGGUGAAACAAGCAUUUAAAAAAUUUCUCCAACCUUAUGGGGAGUUUAACCGUAAAUUGGGAUGUUCAAUGUUAAUGUCACCGCGCAAUUCCAAUCGCAGUAAAGGUCGCAGUUUAGUAAGAGCAAACUCUGUGGCAUCUCCGAAACCCCAAGAUACCAUUAGGGAAUCAACUAUUGCAAUAAGCAAAUUGGCCACAACAUCAACAUCUAGCGCAUCUUUAGGUGCUGCCUCUACCUCGGCAGCAGCUCUCUCAACAUCUAACACAAAUAUUUCAAUCACCGAAGAAUCGGAGAAUACAAGCGAGUCUAGUAGUCAAGAUAAUACUAACAAGACUAAACGCAAAUCCUCCUUGGGUGGAUCUUCCAUAUCGGCGGCGCCAUCAACAUCUAACGCGAGCGGAAGUGCUGCCCUUGGUGGCAACAAAGUGAGGGGAUUGGUUGAGAAGUAUGAAGAGAAGCAUGCAAAAGAUGAGUGUGAUGUUCCAUUGUCAAAAAUGAAAGCUGCUUCCAAUCUAAAUAAAGAGAAAGAUGAACUGAAGGAAAAAGAGAAAGAAAAGGAAAGAGAAAGAGAAAGAGAGAAAGAAAAAGAGAAGGAAAAAGAAAAAGAAAGGGAGAAAGAUAAAGAGAAGGAAAGAGAAAGGGAAAAGGAAAAGGAGAAAGAAAAAGAUAAGGACAAAGAUAGUGGCAGUUCCAAAGAUUCCUCCGGGCAUGCUACUAGAGAUUCAUCACCUUCGGGAUCUAAUGUUUCUUCGAAAAAGGAUAAAUCACAACGUAAGCAAUCGGCCCAAAGUGACGACAAACGCAGUAAGCGUCGCAAGGAUGAAACUGUUGUGGAAAAAAUCGAUACUGGCGAUUUUGUGGUGGAGACGGGCGAUAAAUUAAAGGUGUACUAUCACGAGAAGAAGGUGACAUAUGAGGCAAAAGUCAUCGAAAUAACACUUCAACGGGGCACCCCCAUGUACUUGGUACAUUAUACGGGGUGGAAUAAUCGCUACGAUGAAUGUGUACCUAGAGAAAGAAUUGCCGAAAAUCUUACCAAGGGUUCAAAGUUUAAAGGACGUGCUUCGGGCAGUAAUGAAAAGGCAAAAGAAAAUCCUCCCAAACCACCAACUGCCUCUUCAUUUGCCAAUACCUCUUCUAGUUCGGGAGCAUCUGGGGGUAGUAGUGGCCCGUCCACAUGUGUACCAUCGGCCAACAAUCAGAGUAUGAGUGCUGCAAAAACCCCAACAAGUGCGGGCAAACGGGGUAGGGGACGUAGCGAUUCUAUGCCUCCGCGUUCGACCACACCAUCGUCGGUGGCAUCAAAUUCUAGCCGAACCAAAUCACCAGCAACCUCUUCUGCUCUGAAAAAACGCCCACAACGUCAAACCCCAGGUGGCAGGAGAACCUCGGCAAAUGUUUCGGAUGUUUCCAUGGCAACUGAAGAGGAUUCCGACACAGAUUCAGACGAACCAGUCAAGAGACCCAGUCGAAAUAUUAAAGAAUCCUUAAAAUCUAGAAAAUCACACAGCAAAUCAAAAAUGUCUGUCUCGGCACCGAACAGUCAAUCGGAAACUGAAGACGAAGACGAUGAAGACGAGGACGAAAUAGAAGUUCCAUCGACUAGUAAAUCUGCCACUCCGAGAAAGGGUAGAGAUUAUGAUUUAUCUCAAAUCCGUUCAGAACUAAAAGGCUUUGACACCAUUAAAUCUUCCAACGAAAUGGAGGAUUCAUCGGAUUUGAAAAGUGAUACAAAGGAUACAUCGAUGACCAAAAUUAAGACAGAAAAGACAGAAUUUGAUUCUAAAUCGUCUUCGUCAAAUUCAGUAAUUUCCUCUGUCAUAAUGAAGGACGAGGUAAAGGCGGAGCCCAAGGAUGAACCCAACAAGAGAUCAUCAACGGAAAUGUCAUCGGAAACGGUGUCAUCUGGUGACGACGAGUCUCAGUCUUCAGACAAGACUACGCAAUUGGAAAACAUGCGCAAAAAAUUCCAACAACUUAUUAAUGCCAAAAAGCAAAAAUCUUUGGAUAAACAGCCGACAUCGUCUUCUUCAAAAGCACCAGCCCAGACAUUUGGCAACACUCGAGUGGUGGAAAAAAUCAUCAAGGAGAGAGAUUCCGAGAAAAAGCAGGAAAACCUUAAAUCCAAAUGCAUAGUCAAAGACGAGGUCAAACCCUCAGUGCAGUCGGUUAAGUUGGAAGGUGAUUUGAAAAAGGAGCAGACACCAGUCAAAGAGGAGGACAAAAAAUCGGUGGUCAUAGUUGCGUCCGAAACUAAAUCGUCUCUAAUACAGCCUACCCGUUUUGGCACGUCUGCCUCCUCUACCACAUCGUCAUCCACUACUUCUACGCCGAAUAAAUAUGCUUCGGUUAUAGUGGAAAAGCCUUUGUCUGCUGUUAAAAAGUUGGAAACAUCAUUUACAAAGAAAUUGGAGACUCCUAAAAAGACUCCUCAAAGCGAGCACCAAAUAACGGCUCAUACAAUAAAAAAGUUCAUAGAACCAAAUGUGCAUAAGGAAAUCCUAAAAGUAGAACCACCAGCAGCGUGUUCACCAUCUUCUACAUCGUCCACAUCCUCUUCAAUAUCGUCGUCAUCAUCAGCCACUUCUUCGUCAUCGGGUUCGCGGUUUUUACCGGACAUGAGUAAACUAGAUAUCAGUGGUACAUCGUCGUCCACUUCUACGUCAUUGUCAUCGCCCUCGACAACAUCGACCUCGUCCACUUCGUAUUCCAGUGCAAUUGCAAAGGAUCAACAAAAAUCUAGUACGAAUGCUAAUAAACCAUCGUCACCAGACAUUUACGAAUUUAGGGAUACAGAGCCAUUUGAAUUUGAGACUCGCAAAUCGCCCAUGGUUUCCGGAAAUGCAUCUUCUUCAUCCUCAACAUCGGUUAUAACAUCUAAUUUGGCGAGCUCUCAGGCAGGUACAGCUAGUUCUGCACCACCGACCGCAAGCAAUGCCUCCGCCAUGGCACAGCGCAUUAAGCCUUCUGCCAAAGCCGAACAAAAUAUGUCUCAAGCUCAAAAUCCAAUGUCUGCAUUAGUUAAUCGAAAGAAGCGAGGUUCCCCCAUGAAAGAGUCCGUAGCGGAUAAAUCGAAACUUUUGAAAUUGGAUGAAAGAGUAAGCAACCCCAGCCCUUUGGUUCAAGACGCCAAGCUGGUACACCAUUCGACACUGGCAGUAGUCUCAACCGUGGUCAAAUCACAAACUAAUCCAACAUUGACCAAAAUGGGACCGGGAUCCGCAACUGUUAUGCACGCACCAGCUAUACCCAAAACUACGCCUCCAGUUAUUACCCCGGCCUCAAGUGCUUCGUCGUUAUUGGCUCCCGUGAUAGCUGCUCAAAAACAUGUCUCCGAAACGACACCAUCGGUAUUCGAUACUUUACGCAAAUCACCCAGUUUUAAUUUGAAUAUUAACGCGCUUAAUGAGGAACUGGCACAAACGGUCCAAGAAACCACAAGAGCUCUGACGGAUGCUUUACAGAGCCCUCAACCCCCAUCUGUUCCCAGUAAUCCAAGUGAGAAUACCACCCCAACUAAAAUUGUUUCCAAUACGACACCUAGUGCCACUUCAAACAUGACCGCCGCCCCGGCUAUUCUGCAGACUCCACCUUCUUCAACAGCUGUACCAGUGUUGCAAACUAUAAAAUCGCCCAAGCUAACCACACCCCCAAGCACAAGUGCGGCGAUAGCUAAGCCCCAAGUUGGAAGUCCUUUCAUAGAAACCCGCAAUGUCUUCGAAUUAUCCUGUGGAGCUGGCUCAAGUGGCAGAGAGAACAAAUUUGAACUUGAGAAUGCGAAAGUUCUUUUAUCUGCUACUGGCGGAGUAUUCGAUUUGGAUGUAUCCAAACUGGAAAGUAAACCCUCUAUUUCUUCCAUAGCUGACAAAGUCUUAAAAGCUAUUUCACAAAAGAAAGAAGAGGAGGAGAAUAAGAAACAUGAGGCAGCAGCCACAUCGAAGGACAAGGAUCAAGCUCAAGAGGAACCGAAUGAAUCGAAAGAUACCCUUGCUGGUACCGCGCCAAGUUUGAGCACUAUGCCCAUUAUCAAAACUUCGCUGGAGACCCUUCCUCAGCCUCUCAAUUUUCCAAGUACUUCUACCACUCUACUCUUGAGCGAACCAUUAAAAAUAAAUACCGACAUGCCAUCGGGACCAUGUUCAGCGCUACCGAGUGGUCCACUUACAAACUUCUUAGCCAAUAGACGUACGCCUUUGACAUCGCCGGAGCCAAAAAUGGGUAUUCUAGAGUCCAUAGGAGGAGCCAAAAAUCAAUUGUCGGAGACUAUUCAGAAAUUAGAGUGUGCCAUACAAAGGCGUACACCAGUUACCAGUCAUCCUGUCACCCCCACCACUCCUUUGUCAACGACAAAUCCCGAAACCUUCUCAGAUGACAGCAAUGACAGUACAGAUUCUGAAAGACGUUUGGUCAUAGAAGAUAUGGUAGAAGAGCCGAUCACUUCCAAUACUACACCCACAGAACAAAAGCCAAGCCCUGUUCUCUUAUCCAACGAAACGGUUAAGGCUUCGGCAGCUGUUGUGCCCAGCACUAGUGGUGCGACACCAUUGAAAUUGGAGUCUACAAUGGUGACAACGAAGAUCGCCUAUGCCACUCAACACGACAUUCCGGCUCCAAUACCCAUUAAAGCCGUGACGGCUAUUACAGCGACCAGACCAACAUUAACUCCGACAAUUGCUUCAAAUCCCGCAAACAUUGUGCAUGUAGUGUCCUCCUCAAGUUUGGGGGGGACCAAACCCCAGCCCUGUUCUAUAGGAACAGUUUUAUAUACAUCAAAUACCCUUAAACCUAUUGUACAAGGUAAUCCACAAGUAACAACCACGUCAACGAUAUCACCAACCAUUCCGAAGAGUGUAGUUGUUAUGCCCACACCGACGAUAAGUGGUGGACAAAAAUCCUCACCUGUAGGAAACGAAAAAAAUCUGGAUAGCACAUUCACAUGUGGUAACCUAUCAAAUGUCAUCUCUACCCCCCAAAAAAGCAAUCAACCCCUAAGAACGCAGAACGUAACCGUGGGAACCACAUCUACAGGAGUUCCCAUAGAUUUGCCGGACAUUCCAGCAUCGGUAGUGGUUGCGUCGACGGCGGUACCAUCUGUAAUGGCUGCCGCUCAGGCUGCUGCGGCUGCCUUGCAGACGUCAAAACAAACGCCUCAAAAGCAAGUUGUGGCGCAGCUACAACAACAACAACAACAGCAGCCAGCACAACAAAAUCUCAGUGGCGGUAUAACCAAGCCAACUCCUCUUAUGCCAGCCUCUACCACAAUUGCAAGCGUGACCAGUCCCAUACAAACCCUUAUCACACCCGUCCAAAGUUCCGGACCAACGGCAUUUGUGGCAACAUCAAAAUCUUUCGAGAACUCUUCAACCAUUAGACCAUUACCACAGAUAAUGAAACCCAUUUUAGCACCGUCCAAUGUGCCCUUGACCCCCAAAGGAGGAGGUGGUUUUCAUUCUUUAACAGCAUCCCUCUCACCCGCCACCAUUCCGGCAUCUACGUCAGGCUUCUAUUUGGACCCUCGUACGGAAUUAAGGCCCGAUGAUGGCCUUAAGCCAUUGGGUGACAUACAAAAACCCAUGGGAUCUUCCACAAAUGUUGUUUCAGCAAGUAGUAGCAACAUCGUUGUAAAGGAGUCAACUGCAGCUCCCAUGGAAAUAUCCUUGAAUAUUGCUGAUGCUCACAACGAUUCGAUAAAUCAAUUGAGAUGUGAGGAAACCAUACCGGGUAGCCCUGCUUCGGUUAUAGCAGGACGGGAAGAUUCGCAAGAACGUACAGCAACAUCGCUAAUACCAGAUCCCAAUGUCAUGGAAAAAGACUUCUCCGUCUUGAACAGCAAUAAAGAAUCUUCAACCGGGGAAAGGGAAAGUUCGGGUGCCUCAGUGUCGGCUUGUGGAGGCGCUGGUACUGGUGGCGUCGGUGGUGUAAACGCUAAUAGUUCGCCUAACGAUUCUGGUAGUCAAGAGGACGAAUCCAGUGAAGACAUCAAAAAAGAUGUUGACAUUGAAAGCGAAGUGUCGCCACGCAAACGGAGGCGUACCCGUAAGCAAACAGAAACUAUUCUCUCGUUGACAGCCGACCAACAGCAGCAGCAGCAACAACAGCAGCAGCAACAACAGCAGCAACAACUUCAGCAACAAACCAAACGUCGUCGAGCAUUGACGAUAAACAAAAAUAAAACAGCUGGUUCUGAUAGCGAUGACAACUCGGAUAAUAUUUCGCAGCGCAGCUCUCAUACUUCCAGGCACUGUUUGCAGCAGCAGUCACAACAAAAUCCAUCGGGUUCAAAACCAUGUCCCUACAAUUUCUUGGUGCAAUUAGAUCCCUCACUCAGUCCUGAUCAAUGUAUAGCGAUUUUAUUGAAACAAAUUCAAGAUUUAAGAAAAACCUAUAAUAUCAUCAAAAGUAAUUUGGCUAGUAUUGAUCGAAGACGCAAGAAGCUGCGUCGACGAGAACGUGAAAAGAAGCAGCUGAUGCAAAAUCAACAACAAAUGAAAGUGGGCUCAUAAACUCAAACAAUGGGAACAAUAAUGGUUGCAAUUUUGUUUUUGUUUUUCUUGUAUUAAUACGACAAAUCGUAGUGUUUAAGAGCAUUUUCCAAAAGUAGCACAUCGUCCCACACAAAUCAGUGAUUACAUAGCAAUGUUCUAAACAUGCAAUUGUAUCUAUCAAUCUACAUACAACAACCACUUUGCAUAUAAAUGAAUAUACAUAUUUUGAUUAAUUGAAAUAUUGCAAUAAACACAAGUGAGAAUUUUCAAAAUUAGAUUUUAGUGUGC